UGUCCCUCGGGAGCCGCCGUGGCGCUGACCGGCACCGCAGGACGGUGCUUGGGGCGGCACCGCCGCUGCCACGGCAACCGCAACGCCCGGAGGCCGCACCUCCUCGUCCCCGGCCGGGAGCGGCGGGGCCCGGCGUGCCCCAGGGGAGCAGGGAAUGCUGUAAUACUCUAACACAUCACCAAAAUGAGUGAAAAGGAAUAUCAAGAAGAUCURACAGAUAUGGGUGAUUCAACAGAAAAUGAAGAGUAUGAGGAUGAUUUUGAAAAAGAACUGGAAUACCUAACUGAUGAUGAAGAAAAACAGGACCCUGGUGAAAGAGAGAAUCCUGAAGAAAAUGAAGCACAAAUUCAUAGAGCUGCAGAAAACCUUGAGGAAGGGAAUGAAGAAAUGGAAGGAAAUCUAGAUCAGCAUUCAGAGGCAGCAAUUGAAAAUGUAAAUGUGAAAACAAUAUACUCCAAUAAAAAAUAUUUGGAAUCCGGAACAGAUACUGAACAGGAGGACCAYGAAUCUGAUCCUGAGAGAGAAAGCUUUAUCCAGGAAUCCAGGCUGGGAAACGAGCAGGGACCGUAUGAGGAAGAAGAUGAAGAAAUAAAGCGUUACGUCUUGGGAAAGAUUGAAGAAGCCAACAAAGAGCUGAAAAAUCAGGCUCCUGUGGAUAAAAACAGAGAACGGAAAUUAAAAUUUAAGGAUGAGUUGUUGGCUCUCCAAGCUCCUCUUCCAGAAGAUAUUGAGUUUGGUAAAACUGACCAUUCAAAAGGAGAUGACCUUUCAUUUGGGCUGUCUCAGCUGCUUAUUUCUAAUGACAUAGGACAGCAACGCCCRUCACUUUUAACACGUGGUGGCUCAGAGGAGGAAACAUCAGAUUAUAGUAAACUCCUAGUGGAAAAAGCUGGAAAGUUUGAGCUCUUAGGUUUAUAUGACAUUGAAAGCCGGUGCAUCUCGCCUCCAAUAAGUGUUUGUUUUACUGAUAUUGAAACAUCUUCAAAAUCUUCAGACUACUAUUCUUCUGACUCUCAAGGAAUGCCUCCAUGUGACUGUCAACUUCCUCCAGAUUCUGCUUUGAAUGGUACAAAAGAUCUGGGAAAAGGGAAGAGUCCACGGAAGACUCAGUCUUCAAAGACAUCUGUGAAAAGCUCCACUUAUGGUCUCACUCCCAAACAAAAAGAAUUAAGGAGGCARAUUGAAAUAAGGAAUGAAAGACGGAGGAUAGAGGAAGAAAUAAGGCAAAAGGAAYUAGAAGAAGAAAGGAGAAGAGAGAAUGACAUAGUUUUUAGAGCUUGGUUACAGAAGAAGAAAAUACAAGUACAAGAAGAAAAGCGGAUUCGUCGUGCGAAGCAGCUGGAAGAGCUGAGCAUCAGAGAGGAGGUGACUAGGGAUCCAGAAGAAGCCUACAGGUUAUGGCUCAAAAAAAAGCACCUACAAUAUGUGAAAGAAAAACAGCUAGACCUUUUGAGGCGCCAAACUCAGGAAAUGCAGUAUUAUCCAAGGAUAGAGGACAGUGACAAAGCUUUUAAAGACUGGCUGAGAAGGAAGAGAGAAGAGAAAAUAGCAGCAGAACAAGCUGCUAAAGAGAGCGCCAGGCAGCUUAAACUGGAAGCCAGAAGAGAAAGACGGAUGCGGAACAUGAACUUUGUUUAGUUCAGAGACAAAAUCCUUUUGCCUCAGAGACCAUUACAGUUGAAAAUCUGAUGUAGCCACAGAGUUCUUGGUGACAAUCUUCUUAAUUUAAAUGGUGUGAGUUUUUGUUCUUUACAGCUACUGACUUUUUGUGGUAUUUUAAAAGCUUUCAAGCAAGUUUAAAAAUUACCUUCAGUGACAAUGAUUUCCCUAUCUAUUUAUUUGUAAUAUAGUUGAAAAGCCUGCUUUUAUGCAUAACUCAGGGAUCUUCUUGGUUUAACCAAAUCUAAAUGAGUGCAAGAUCUAUAUAUGAGGGUGGCAAAUACACAUUCCCUUCUUUAAAAGGCACUUUAUACUCAACUCCAUCAUGGAUUCCUGGAUGCAGGCUACUGUGCAAAAUGUUGAAUUUUUGGUGGAAUUAUAUUGCUGUUUGAUGCUGCUAGUGAUUAAGACUGUGUAAGGUGUAAUGUUGUUGGAAAAUGAUGUUUCUUGUACUUCCUAUUGAUUUGUUGAUGAGCUCUAGACCAGAGGACUGUAUUCUUUUAGGUUCCUGGAAAGUGGUCAUUGAAGGCUAAUGUGUAGGUGAACAUUGCAARGGGUUUUGAAACUUAUUUCUGUGAGUCUUAUCCAGUAGUUUUCUAUUCCAUGGAAUUAAAAUGAUAACCUUUUCCAAUAGUAAGGAAGCUAGGUUCCUUAUAUAAAUAUCAAURUUUGUUAUAAUGAUUUUAGCAAACUACAUCACCUUACCCAGCUAAAUUGUGAACUCUUGACAGAGAACUUGCCAAUGUGACUCAUGAAAUCAUAAAGUAAAUGAAAGAAGAGGAGCUUUGUGUCCAACUACAUGUCCAACACAUUUCAUGAUCCUGGCAUUGCCCUGAAGUUUUUCCACAUUCACAGUGUUUUCUGGGAGUACUACAACAGACAGAAAKGUAGUAGAUGCAAAGCAGAUUUACAGGCAAUAUUUUUCUCAGUUAUUUUUGGAGCUAGUUACAGGCAYAUUGAGAGCACUGGUGUUGGGCUGGAGGCUGCUUUUGCCAGCAUAGACAUCRAGCAUGGAUACAAAAUGAAAAUUUCACAUGCUCAAGAGACACAUAACUAACAGAUGCCUUCCRCCUUCCAGAUACCUUCCCCUGACACCAAAAGCAAGAAGAGCUUUCUGCAUCUAGCAAGCAAAUCCAGGUGGAGUGUUUGGAAAGGUUCACACAUACCAUCCCCCUAACUGUAGAAAACUACAAAAGAAGUGCUUCUCUGUUCAUUGCCUCACACCAGCAGAGUGAAGGGCUUUACAGUUCAGUGUCAAAUAGUUCCUUUAUGCUACAGAGAAAAUAGGGUCAGAAAUAUGACUUCAUUAAAUCCAAAAGUGCAACCUGAAAGCAAGCAAAUGAAGUUUAUUGUAGCUUUCUUCAUGCAAAUCAAAGCAGAGCCAGCAACAGCAAGAACUUUCAGCUUACAUAAUUUGAUCAUGGUAUGAGAUUCAAAGGAAAAUUGGGUAAAAGCAACCAUUUUAGAAACCUUUUUCCUAAACUAGACACCUUCAUACGGUAGAUUUGGGGCUCAGACUAAGAAAUUUAAAUAGKCUUCUUUGGAUUUAGCAGAUUGUCUCUUAAAAGUUCUCUUCAAACCAAUGUCAAAAACUUUGACUCUACAUCAAGAUUAUAAAACCAUACAAGUAAAAAAAUACUUUAACAGUACUUGUGCAAACAUAGUGCUUAUCUUCACCUUCCCAUAAUACUCUGGAAAACCUUGGGUAAGGACUGAGUCCUAAUGCCAGGCCAGCUUUUAAUGCUAUGUACUAAAGAAAGUGUUUUACUGUCUGCCUUUACUGAGGAUCAGUGAUGCAAAGCUUCCCUCCAGAAGCUGAAACAAAUGGAAAAGCCAUUAUUUCAGCUUUAUGGAAACUCAAGAAUAAUCUCACCCCACUGAGUUUUUUGGAGUCCAUCUGAAAGCAGUUACUACUUAUAUAUUAUAGCUAGAAUUCAUUCAAGCUUCAUCUCCUUCUUGACAGGAGGGCUGGUACUGCAUAUACUCUUCCUUUCAGAACUUAACAGCUUUGAAGAAUCAUUACACAUAGUUGUUUUUAUAACUCAGCUUAAAAGCCUGAACAUAGACUUGGGGGCAGGCCAUCACCUUGGCUAAGAUUAAAAAAAAAAACAACUAUGUAACUGACCAUCUACCAUUAUUUCUAAAUUUAGAUGUAACUGAUUAGCACCUCAUUUGCUUUGGUAUGGUUACACUUCUGUCUCCCUCUAAUGGGAAAUUCAUUAGGAUUUGCUAAUAAGACUAUAAACCUUCAACAGUCAAAAGCAUCUGUAUGCUCURUAAAUUGGACCAGCAUACCAUUUUUUGUCUUGCCUUUGCAUAAGAAAAUAAGUAACUUUCCAGACUGAGAAGUAGWAGAAGUAUCCCAGAGACUAUGGAAAUCCUGUCAGUCCCUAACUUCAAGAGGUAGAGAAGCAGAAACCUUGUAAUUUCCAAUGUUAAACCCACCCAU
Molecule: messenger RNA, 4108 nt
Organism: Malurus melanocephalus (red-backed fairy wren)
Lineage: Eukaryota; Metazoa; Chordata; Aves; Passeriformes; Maluridae
Gene: CCDC181
Product: coiled-coil domain containing 181
Exons: 6
Coding region: 184-1638 (484 amino acids)
Molecular function (GO): microtubule binding
Source: RefSeq, a predicted model, not a curated record